AUGUCAAAACAUAAUAUAAUAGCCGGUAUAGUUACCGUCCUUUUUCUUGGUGCAAUUAUUGGUUUGAAUGUUUUCUCUUUCUUACCUGCAACCGCUUGGUAUGCUUUCAAUUUAAAUAUUUCACCAUUCAGUUAUGAGGUUGAUAUAAAUAGACAAGGUCUUUUUUAUCACGAUAAGCCAUAUGACUGGAACGACCAAUCACAAAGUCGUGAUGUAAUGUUUAUUUCAUUCGGACUUAUUUUAGUUUCAUUUGUUUUCUCAUGUAUCUGUAUUUUAAUCACCUUAGUUGCUUUAUUCAAACGUGUUCAUAAAAAAGUUAGAAAGUCAUUAUUUGUAAUGUCAAUUCUUGUUUUCCUUGCCAAUGGUCUUGCUUCACUUUUAUUCCUUAGAUUCAACAAAGCUUUAUGCAAUGAUUUACCAAGUUUACCUCUUCCAGCUGGCUCCACUGGCCCACUUAAUGGUUCAGAUAUUUGCAACAAAUUCAAAGGUAGUUAUGCCGAUGGUAUCUUAACAUGGGGUCCAGGAAUUGGUUGGAUUUGCUCUGUCGUAGCUUUCGGUAUCAGUUUCUUUACCAUCUUCCUCUGCAGCAAAAUACUUAAAACCAAAAAGUUUGGUUACCAUGUCAUUCCAUAA
This is a messenger RNA of Dictyostelium purpureum, 633 nucleotides long. RefSeq lists its product as uncharacterized. Lineage: Eukaryota; Evosea; Eumycetozoa; Dictyosteliales; Dictyosteliaceae. The record is from RefSeq and is a predicted model, not a curated record. The transcript is spliced from 3 exons. The coding region runs from base 1 to 633 and encodes 210 amino acids.